Xiphias gladius (swordfish) is the source of this 1299-nucleotide messenger RNA. RefSeq names its product ras-related protein Rab-5C-like. The record is from RefSeq and is a predicted model, not a curated record. The coding region runs from base 399 to 1064 and encodes 221 amino acids. Lineage: Eukaryota; Metazoa; Chordata; Actinopteri; Istiophoriformes; Xiphiidae. The transcript is spliced from 7 exons. Gene Ontology annotation, molecular function: GTPase activity; GTP binding.
GUGACGGCAGACUCUCCGCUCAUUUGAUUGGUUGAGAUACUGCAUCACCUGACACACGAAUAUAGGAAGUAUUUUGGUUACUCAAGGCGGAAGCGUAUAUUUUACUGAACCAGAACGUGCUUUUGCAGAAUAGGAGAAAACAUUGCCAAAGAGGAACGACAUCAAUAUAACUCACAGUUUACGGGGAGAAGGGAAGAUUGUUUUUCGAUGCUGGUAAACUGGGUCACUCCACCUCUGUUCGCCCAAUCUGGUUCUUCCCACUAGAAGAUUGAUCCCUGACCUCGCUCAUUAACAGUGCCUGUGUGUCCAGACUCGGCUCCUGCUCUUCACACCCUGUUAGCCGGUAACUUCAGCCCCUCUCCGGCCAUCUCCAUCCAUAACAGUCUCUGUCUCCGUCAAUGGCUGGGCGCGGUGGAGGAGCAACCAGGCCUAAUGGGGCCACAGCAGCAAACAAAAUCUGCCAGUUCAAACUGGUGCUGCUGGGGGAGUCGGCAGUGGGCAAGUCCAGCUUAGUGCUGCGGUUUGUCAAAGGCCAGUUCCAUGAAUUCCAGGAGAGUACUAUUGGAGCUGCCUUCCUCACUCAGACUGUCUGUCUGGACGACACCACUGUGAAGUUUGAGAUCUGGGACACGGCGGGUCAAGAGCGCUACCACAGCCUGGCUCCAAUGUACUACAGAGGAGCACAGGCGGCCAUUGUGGUCUACGACAUUACCAACACAGAUACUUUCGUACGAGCAAAAAACUGGGUGAAGGAACUGCAGAGACAAGCCAGUCCCAACAUAGUGAUUGCUCUGGCAGGCAACAAGGCAGACAUCGCAAACAAGAGAGCUGUAGACCUACAGGAGGCACAAGCGUAUGCUGAUGACAACAGUCUACUCUUCAUGGAGACCUCAGCCAAGACUGCCAUGAAUGUCAAUGAAAUUUUCAUGGCUAUUGCAAAGAAACUACCGAAGAACGAUGCUCAGGGUGGAGCUGGACAAGGUGGACGAACCCGGACAGGAGUGGAUCUACAAGAAGCUGCUCCUCAGGGUCGCAGUGGCCAGUGCUGUGGUGGCGGCAAUUAGCAAGGACCUGGACAUGACACAGUUAUAAGGAAAGCUCAAGACUUUGCUUAUUGAAGCAGGUCAUGAUUUAAUAGGCUACACAUCUGAAGAUGUUUCUGAACUGUGCAACAAAUGCAAUUGAUUGCAUUCCUCGUGUAUUGAUACCUGUAACACCAGAGAGUUGUCAGCCUUUUUAAAAAUGAAAUGUAAGAAUAACUUGUAAAUCUAAAAAGUAAUAAAUAACUUGCAAGAUUAA